Engraulis encrasicolus (European anchovy) is the source of this 1626-nucleotide messenger RNA. RefSeq lists its product as uncharacterized. The record is from RefSeq and is a predicted model, not a curated record. NCBI's taxonomy places the organism in Eukaryota, Metazoa, Chordata, Actinopteri, Clupeiformes, Engraulidae. The transcript has 10 exons. Bases 91 to 1626 code for a protein of 511 amino acids.
CUCUGUGUGUUUUGAUGGUGGAAAUGUCUUGUGUUCAGGAGAUGCGUGCCCUACGAUGCCAGUUCUUGUGAUGAUGCAGACGACUCCCAGAUGAGGUCCACUUACAUAGAGGAGUACAGCAGAGUGGCGCCUCGAGAGGAGGAGACUUUAAUGUUACUAGAAGUGGAAUCCUCUAGCACUCUCAAAGUCUCCUUCAGCACGUCGGUGGUACACCUCACUAGUGUUCUCCAAGUGCACACUGAGCAAGAAGAAGACCCCAUGUCGUCUGUGGACCUGUUGAGAAAUGCAAACCCGGCUGGUCGGGAAGAAAUACAUCCUUUUGUAGCAUCCAGCUCUCAUGACAACAAUUUGAGCCCUCUCCCGGCUGACGAUUUAAGGACCCCAGCACCCCAACGGCUGUACCCACAGCUGGAGCUGGAUGAGCUCCUCUCGCCAGAUAACCGCCCUCGACUGCCUGAGCUGCGUUUGUCCUCCAGUCAUCUUCAGCCGGAGCCUUUGCCUCCUGUCCACAGUCAUUAUCUAUUAUCAGCCAGUGAACGAGAGGAGAUGGAGCGAGGCGUUUGGACGGCAGAGAAGCACCAUAACUCUAGAGCUAGCUUUCUUCUGGCUGAGCCUCCCAGCCGCAAACCUUUUGUGCUGAAGCGACUGCUCGAAAAAGCCUUUGAGGUCCUAGCCAUCCCGACAUCCCCACAAGAGAUUGGACUUGAUGGGCGGCCUCAGAUCCCGUUUAAAGGCCACCUCAAUUUUGUGGAGAAAGGGACACCCCAUCCACUCAGUAUUAUGAGAUCGGAUCUCCUGGAUGACUUCACAGUGCUGUCAGGCGCUGAGAUUGAUGAUGUUCUACGAGGAAAUUGUGAAGAUGUGGAUAAACCCAAGACCCCUCUUGAGACUUCAGCUAAGUCCUCUCCACAUCAGCAGCGCUGGAGUCAGAGUCAGCGCCCUACCAUCCCUAUGCAGCAGGGGGCGGUGCAACAGGUGGCUGUGUCUUCGCAGCAGGAGGAGGGCGGCAGAGCUGUGAAGAAGCUGAUCAUGGAGAGGAUGGGUGGAGGAGAGAGGCCCUCUGAUGUCAUUGUUAGCCCCAGCCAGGAGGACAGACCUCAGGCCGUACCCCUGAGACCGCUGCAAGGCAGCCAUGGGACCAUGGGCAAAGAAAUGGUGGACAACACUUCAACUGGCAGGAAGCCUCACUCCUCAAAUGAGUUUCCCCGCAGCAGGGCCACAGCCUCAAAGCCGCGCUCACACUUUGACCUGCUGGACUCCUUCAUCCUGCUCAGACAGCAGCAAGGCAUGCUGGGAACCUCAGAAAAAGCCACAGAACUCCAGUCAAAGAUGUUGGCCAAGCAGCAGCAGCAGUCCACAGACCCAAGGCUAGGGGAGAGAGGGGGACAGCAGAAGGGUGUGGUGGCUGCUCCUGCUCCUGGAGCCAUGUCAGGUCCUGGAGAGAGAUCCAGAACCUGCUCAACGACUCAGGGGACACCAAGCAGCAUGAGUGGACUAGGGGCCAGCACAGCCAACACCCCCGCUGGGCAGACUGGCCUAGCUAACACAUCUGUCUGUCAGACAAGUGGACUAAGCACUGUGACUGGUCAGGCUGGGGCUCUUAGCGCUGCAGGUACGUGUAUUUGA